This is a messenger RNA of Myotis davidii, 1403 nucleotides long. It is a transcript of the gene CUNH10orf88, whose product is annotated as chromosome unknown open reading frame, human C10orf88. The record is from RefSeq and is a predicted model, not a curated record. The transcript is spliced from 5 exons. Bases 206 to 1144 code for a protein of 312 amino acids. Lineage: Eukaryota; Metazoa; Chordata; Mammalia; Chiroptera; Vespertilionidae.
CUGUUCCCACCGACCUGGGCCUGGGGAACCUGCAACCAAGGUCCAUGCCCUUGACCCGCGACCCUCCGGUCCCGCGCUGAUGCUCUACCCGCCCAGGGCACAGGCCGGGCUGCAGCGGCCAUUUCUCUGUGAGUCUGUGCUGAGCAGCUGUGGGCUGUUGGAAGCCGCGACCUGGUGAUUCUGAACAGGAGCCAGAAGAGCCCGGAUGAACCCUGCUUCCUCUCCCUGCGCUGUGACCCCAGUGGAGUUGCUCUCCUUUGGUGAAAAGCCGUGUGUGUUCGUCAGUAAAGUUGUGGUGCACGUGCGACCCGUCCCAGCAAAGUCUCCCACAAGCUCUCCUGCUCUGGGGUCCAGGGUGGACCUCGAGAGGGUCCACGCCAUGGUGGAGGCCAUGGGGUCCUCGCUGUCCCCUGGAGCUCAGCAGCUGAUGAGUAUGGUCAGGUUCCAGCAGCAGCGCUGCAUUCCCCUGGGGGAGCAGCUGCAGGCGGUUCUGGGGAGCGCUGCCUCCAGGCGGAUGCUGGGCCUGUGGGCCCCGGCGCCCUCGGGAACCUGCGACAGGCCAACCUGCGCACCUGUGCCUCUCAGAGCCGGGCUGACUUCGGGACGCGGGACAGAAGACGUGACAGCUCCCGGGGAGGAGAACGCACGGCCCCCCGGAGGAGGGAACCCCGCACCCCUGGGAGAGUGGGACACUGCGCCCCAGAGCCAUCCUCUCCCGGGGAGCGACCUUCAGCUCGCAGCGGCGUCUUCCUUACCAAAGAGGCCGAGUGACAGCCCCGCGGCCCCUGCCCCCGAGCUGCUGCCCCUCCUGCAGGACGUGUGCGGGCAGGUGCGCCGGCUCCGUGGGGCUCAGAGCGCCGCGUGGCCGGGACACGUCCCCACGCCCAGCGAAGGCGGCCUUGGUGGUGGGAUGGGAGAGCCGCCCGCCUGCUCCUACUUGGAAAAGAUUCUGUGUAAGAACCUGGAGCUGAUGGAGCGGAGGCUGACGGACUACCUGGACGAGCGGCUGCGCGCCCUGCAGGAGCACGUGGAUGGCAAGGUGGCGCUGCUGGCGCACCUGCUGCAGAGCCCCGGCUCCCCGCCCCCGGGGCUGCCGCUCACGCGCUACGACUCUGGAGACAGACUCUCCAACGGAGAGAGAUAGGCGCUCCGUGCGCCGUGCAUGCAGAUGUUUAUUACCUAUUUAUUACCACGCGACCCAAAGCUCCCACCCGUGUCGAUGUCAUUGGAGGAUCAGCAUCCUACUUGCAUCAAGUGACCUCAGCGUUCAUUCCCUGUGCUUGUGACGUGAACCCCGGCUGCAUGAGUGGGUGACCUUCCCUGAGCUUGUGACGUGGCCUCGUGCCACACCUGAGAGUGGAUGACCUUCUGUGAGCUUGCGACGUGCCCCCCCUGCCACACCU